UUUGCCCACCGGUUCGAUUCGCCCCCGACAGCCGGGAUGUUCACCAAGGUUGCACCAAAGCCCACUAACCACUCCAGGUUCACGGGCAAGUGUGGCCGGCCCAGGUGCCGUGGGUGUCAUCAACACCCGGCUUCCAAGUCCAUCAACAAGACCAAGGCCACCCAUAAGCUCCGCUCCGCCAAUUUGGUCUCUAAUUGUCGGUUAGCUACUUGGCGAGUCGUGGAUGCUAAACCCGGCUUGAAUUUUCCCGGGUUUUCGGUUAGUCGGGUAUUGGAUCAUUUGGAUAAUAAUGAUUAUUGGGAUGAGGAUGAUGAUGAUGAUUGUGAGGAUGAGGCCUAUGCGGAGGACUCGUGUGAGUUCGGCUCAUCGUAUUUGUGAUCAGGAGCCGUUGAAAUUAUUAAGAAUGAUGAAGAUCAGGACCGUGAAAAUGAGGGUGACGAGGAAAGUGAGGUUACGACGAGCUUUUGUGAUGUGGGACUUGUGUGGGAUCGGGCUGAUGAAGAUGAAGGUUGGUGUUUGGUUGUUGGUGAAAUGUAGUUCUUUCUUUGGUUAGCACUUUUCAUAAUCAAAACUUGAUUAAGCGUA
This is a messenger RNA of Camellia sinensis, 585 nucleotides long. NCBI's taxonomy places the organism in Eukaryota, Viridiplantae, Streptophyta, Magnoliopsida, Ericales, Theaceae. The record is from RefSeq and is a predicted model, not a curated record.